Molecule: messenger RNA, 1332 nt
Organism: Artibeus jamaicensis (Jamaican fruit-eating bat)
Lineage: Eukaryota; Metazoa; Chordata; Mammalia; Chiroptera; Phyllostomidae
Gene: HOPX
Product: HOP homeobox
Exons: 3
Coding region: 270-611 (113 amino acids)
Biological process (GO): cell differentiation; regulation of transcription by RNA polymerase II
Cellular component (GO): nucleus
Molecular function (GO): DNA binding
Source: RefSeq, a predicted model, not a curated record
AGGGACUUGGCACAAGGCUGCAGGAUCCUGUGUGCCUUCUUUUUCCCAGCUGCAUCUUUCUCAUCCAAUCUUGGUGAAGAGUCUUACUUGGCUAAGAAGGAGGUCGGGAACAAGUAGGCAGUGCCCAGAAAGUUCCAUGAGAGUCACAUAAGUCACCACCUCAACAGCAAACCUGAAUAACCAGGAGAGAUGUAACCUCGGCAUACUUGCAGUUGUUUUCUUCCUGCCCACGCUGCAGGCUUUUCAGGUCCUUGCUUGAGCGUCAACUCAUGGGCAUAAAUAUCGAGCUGUCAACAGCCUGUGUCAGGCAGCCCAGCUAUUUAAGCAGGCUGGCAUCUGAGAACUCAGCUUCCAAAGCAGCCUGUGCCACUUCCACCCGUGCCGAGACCAUGUCCGCAGAGACCGCAAGCGGCCCCACAGAGGACCAGGUGGAGAUCCUGGAGUACAACUUCAACAAGGUCAACAAGCACCCGGACCCCACCACGCUGUGCCUCAUCGCGGCCGAGGCCGGCCUUUCCGAGGAGGAGACCCAGAAAUGGUUCAAGCAGCGCCUGGCCCAGUGGCGGCAGUCUGAAGGUCUCCCCUCAGAAUGCAGAUCCGUUACAGACUGAGAAGAGGACGGGCACCCACAGCGUCCCUCCAUGAAUGCCAUCUGCUGUCUCUCUCCUCGGCUUAACCCAACUGUUUUGUUUUUUUAGUGCAGUGUUGUAUGUUCCACUGGUAGCUGUCCUGCUAUUUGACAUGAUGUAUUUUUUUAAUGUAUAUAACUAGAAAAAAUAACGGCAAGAAGCUGUGUGCGGCUUCUGUGUAAAGCAGUGGUUUGGCUGGGAAAGGGGUGCGGCUUGCAUUUCCCUUGGGUCCUGAUGACAGAUGGUGCGAAAACCACCUACGUUUGCUUUUGAUCAUCCCCUCCCAAUAACAAUGUACUUUCAACAUCCAUCUGUGAGCAGGCGAGGCCUCUGUUGAAGAAAUAACAUGGCCAAGAGGGAGAAACAUUUCCUCCUGAAUCUACUUCCCUAAGUUGUUUUCCUUACAGUUCAUUUAAUACAUUGAGGUUGAAUGAGAAUACCAAGGAAUAUUUGAGUCGUUCAGAUUUCAUAAAGUAGUUCCUUAUGGAUUAAAGCUACAUUAACUUAGAAAGAACCCAGUUAGGCUAAAAGAAACUCCACAAGUAGCAAGACCAAAAAGCAAGUAACUAACAAAAAAAAACCCACUAAAGUCUUUAAUUUACUUUAUUUAAAUGUUUGUUGAAUUAAUUUUGCUAAAUAAAAUGAACUCUUUGUCUCUAAAAUGAUAUUCUAAAUAAAACCUUAACUUUUUGUUGAAAAUGCA